AAUGAGCCUUGUGUCGCUCCAGCUGAAACAUGACCUUCACCACUAGUUACCACUGUUUCUUGCUCAUUGGAAACCUCAUUUUCUUUUUCUUCUUUUUCCAUUUAGACCUGGCCAAGUAGAGGACAGUAAUGGGGAACCACACGAGAGUGACAGUGUUCAUCCUAGCGGGUCUGACUGAUGAUCCACAGCUGGAGGCGGUGUUGUUUACCUUCCUGCUGCUCACCUACCUGCUCAGCAUCACCGGCAAUCUGAUCAUCAUCACACUCACCCUGCUGGAUCCUCACCUCAAGACCCCCAUGUACUUCUUCCUUCGGAAUUUUUCUUUCCUAGAAAUUUCCUAUACCACUACAUGCAUCCCCAAAUUGCUGGUGAUGAUGGCAACCGGGGACAAAACCAUAUCCUAUAACAAUUGUGUUGCUCAGGUGUUUUUUGCCUUCCUUCUCGGAGCAUCUGAAUUUUACCUGCUGGCAGCCAUGUCCUAUGACCGCUACGUUGCCAUCUGUAAGCCCCUGCGUUACACAGCCAUCGUGAGCACUAAAAUCUGCACACAGCUUGUCUCCUGUUGUUGGCUUGCUGGGUUCUUUACCAUCUUUAUACCUCUCCUCUUGGGCCUAAACCUUGAUUUCUGUGACUCCAACAUUGUUGAUCAUUUCUACUGUGACACAACUCCCCUCCUGCAGAUCUCCUGCUCAGACACAAAGCUCAUCGAGACGAUGGGAUUCAUUUCUGCUGUGAUGACGCUCGUGGUCACCUUGGCAAUGGUGAUAACAUCAUAUACGUAUAUUGCGAUAACAAUUCUAAAAAUCCCUUCAGCUAAUCAGAGGAAAAAAGCGUUUUCAACUUGUUCUUCUCACAUGAUUGUGAUCUCCCUUUCUUAUGGCAGCUGCAUCUUCAUGUAUGUUAAACCAUCAGUGAAAGAAAGAGUAUCUUUUUCCAAGGGAAUUUCGGUUCUCAAUACCUCUGUUGCACCACUUUUGAACCCUUUCAUCUACACCUUACGGAACCAACAGAGUCAUUGAAUUUUACCUUCCGGCUGCCAUGUUCUCUGACCAUUAUAUUGCCAUCUGCAAACCCUGCACUACAGGACCAGCAUGAACUGUAGACCCUGCACACUCCUUGUCUUCUCUUCAUGGCUACUCUCAUUCUUAAUCAUAUUCCCUGCACUCAUGUUGCUCUUGAACCUUGUUACUGUACUCAGCUCAUGUAGGUCUAAUAUUAUUGACCAUUUUAUCUGUGAUUAUUUCCCCUGCUGCAACUUUCCUGUUCAGACACAAAAUUCCUAGAGACAACGGGAUUUUCCUGUGCUGUGUUUACUGUCGUAUUCACUUUGGCAUUGAUAAUUCUGCCCUACAUGUAUAUCAUCAGAACAAUUUUGAGGAUUCCUUCUACUAGUCAGAGGACAAAGGCCUUUUCCAAGUGUUCAUCCUACAUGAUUGUCAUCUCCAUCUCUAAUGUCAGCUGCAUAGUUAUAUAUAUUAAACAAUCAGCAAAAGACAGAGUGUCUCUGAGCAAGGGAGUUGCUCAUUCUUUUGCAUGUGGAUAUCCAGUUUUCCCAUACCAUUUGUUGACGUCGUGGCACCCUUGUUAUUGUGUGUUAUUGGUACCUCUGUCGAGGAUCAGUUGACUGUAUAUACGUGAGUUUAUACUUGAGUUUAAAGACCUUGGCAGCCCCCAUCAGCAUGGACCCCUUCAUUUAUAGCCUGAGAAAUCAUCAGCACAUCAAGAGAGCAUUCAUGGACAUGGCAUGGAAGACUGUUUUUCACAAGCAGUUGAAAUGAUGCAGUGUAAUAACUUAGGGACACAUUGCAGAGCAAUUCAAAAAACACAGUCAUGACAUUUCAGGAGCAUUUUCAAAUCACAGUGGCCUCCUUUUCAUCUUGUUCAUUCACUUAGUUAUUUUCUAACAGUUCACUGGCACAUUUGUUUAAUGUAGUUCUCAUUCAAUUUAAAUAACUUCUUGUACAUCUUUCAGACAUUCAUUUUGUGAGUCUUGUUAUUUGCAACUUCUUAAUAUUUGAAAAAGUAAAAUUGUAUUUUGAGGUUUCUUUAGAGAAAAAAAUUAUCAUCGGGAAUGGAGGAGACACCACAAAUUUUGAUAUCAAAUUUUACUUUAUACAGGAAAUAAAAAUUUUGUGAUUGUGAUUUGUGUUUGAAGUGAAUUCUCUUCACCAUCUUUCAGUUUCUCUAGGAAAAAUCAUUAGUUUAGAACUCCCCAGUCUUUUCCUCCCCCAGCGCCUGGCAACUGCCGUUCCACUAUCUGAUUCUAUGUGUUUGAUUGUUUUAGAUAUUUCAUAUAAGUGAAUUCGUACAGUUUUUAUCCUUUUAUGUAUGCCAAUUUAUUUACUGUAAAGGAUUAUUCAUGUUAUGUAUGAUAGGAUUUCCUUCUUUUUUAAGGCUGAAUAGUAUCAUUUUGUAUGCAUUUACCACAUUUUCUGUAUCCAUCCUUCCAUGGACAUUUAGGUUGCUUCCGUAUCUUGACACUUGUGAAUACUGCAUCAGGGGAUAAUAUGGGAAUAUUAAUGCCUCUCUGAGAUCUUGCUUCCAAACAUUUUAAAUACAUAGCUGGCAAUAGGAUUGAUAGAUAAUGUGUUAGUGCUAUUUUUACUUUUCUAAGAAACUUCAUAUUACUUUCCACCGAGAAUACUCAGUUUUCCAUUCCUACCAACACCAUACAAGGAUUCUAAUAUCUCCACAUCCUUGCCAGCACUUAGUGUCUUUUGUUUUCUUGAUAAUAGCC
Messenger RNA from Manis javanica (Malayan pangolin), 2737 nucleotides. Lineage: Eukaryota; Metazoa; Chordata; Mammalia; Pholidota; Manidae. The record is from RefSeq and is a predicted model, not a curated record.